Molecule: messenger RNA, 5430 nt
Organism: Tachyglossus aculeatus (Australian echidna)
Lineage: Eukaryota; Metazoa; Chordata; Mammalia; Monotremata; Tachyglossidae
Gene: EEF2K
Product: eukaryotic elongation factor 2 kinase
Exons: 18
Coding region: 233-2389 (718 amino acids)
Biological process (GO): protein phosphorylation
Molecular function (GO): calcium ion binding; ATP binding; elongation factor-2 kinase activity
Source: RefSeq, a predicted model, not a curated record
GUGCGGACCACUGUACUAAGCGCUCGGGAAGGCCAAGUUGGCAACCUAGAGAGACGGUCCCUCCCCAACAGGCCUGCCUGCCGGGCACCCUGGACCGCCCGGCCCAGAGAAGCUGCGGCCUCCUCCUCUUCUUCGUCUGCUGCCUGCCUGCACGAGGCGCCUUUCUACUGUGCUUGGCUGGUAAAUCUGGCUGCUUCAGUCACCACGCGUGUAAAACGGAUCUCAUACUGUCAUGGCAGACGAAGACCUUAUUUUCCCCCUGGAGGGCAUCGACAAUGGAAGAUCACUCCAUUCCGGCCCUGAAUGCUAUGCUGAUGGAGACAGUGAUGAGGACGAUAAUUUCUAUAUCUGCCCCAUUACAGAUGACCCAAUAUCGAACAAGAUUGCUAUCUCUAAAGUCUCUAACUACUAUAGCAACCUAGCCAAAAAUGAGCAGUAUGGAUCCAGUUCUUCCCCAGGAAAUUCAUUCCAUUUUAAGGAAGCCUGGAAACAUGCUAUAGAGAAAGCUAAACAUAUGCCUGAUCCCUGGGCUGAAUUUCAUCUUGAGGACAUUGAAACAGAGUGUGCUACUCGUCACAGGUACAAUGCAGUCACUGGAGAAUGGGUUGAAGAUGAGGUCCUCAUCAAAAUGGCAUCUAAGCCCUUUGGCCGUGGAGCGAUGCGGGAGUGCUUCAGGACGAAAAAACUGUCUAACUUCCUACAUACCCAGCACUGGAAAGGGGCCUCCAACUAUGUGGCCAAGCACUACAUUGAACCCGUGGAUAGGGAAGUGUACUUCGAAGACGUGCGUCUCCAGAUGGAAGCCAAGCUGUGGGGAGAAGAAUUUAACCGACACAAACCACCCAAGCAGGUUGAUAUUAUGCAGAUGUGCAUCAUUGAACUGAAGGGCAGAGCCAGCCAGCCCCUGUUUCACCUGGAACAUUACAUAGAAGGCAAAUACAUCAAAUACAACUCCAACUCAGGAUUCGUUCGGGACGACAACAUCCGCUUGACCCCACAGGCUUUUAGCCACUUCACAUUUGAGCGCUCAGGUCACCAGCUGAUUGUGGUAGAUAUUCAAGGCGUGGGAGACCUGUACACAGACCCUCAGAUUCACACAGAGAUGGGCACAGACUUUGGAGAUGGCAACCUAGGAGUGAGAGGCAUGGCCCUGUUCUUCCAUUCCCACGCCUGCAACAAGAUCUGCAAGAGCAUGAACCUCACCCCGUUUGACCUCUCUCCUAAGGAAAAGGAUGCUGUGAACCAGAACACCAAGUUGCUGCAGCUGGCUCAGACAGUUGUGCGGGGCACGGAGGAGAAGUGUGGCAGCCCGCGGGUGAGGACGUUCUCUGGAAGUCGGCCCCCUCUGCUUUUCCGCCUCUCGGAGAAUUCAGGAGACGAGAAUAUGAGUGAUGUAGCGUUCGACUCCCUUCCCUCCUCGCCGUCCUCAGCAACACCACAUAGCCACAGGCUCGACCACCUUCAUUGGCCGGUGUUUAAUGACCAUGAUAACGCAGACAACCAUAGGGAUUCUGAAAACAGUGGGGACAGCGGAUACCCCAGCGAGAAGAGGAGUGAGCUGGAGGAUCUUGAUCACCGAGACAAGGGCCAUUCAAACGGCAACCGGAGGCAGUAUGAAUCUGACGAAGACAGUUUGGGAAGCUUUGGAAGGGUCAGUGUGGAUAAGUGGAAUCUCUACAACGCAUCCAGGCUCCACUUCCAGAGGCCAUCCUGUGUUGCUGGGGAAGUGCAGAGACUUAACGCUCUGGACCUUGAAAAGAAAAUUGGAAAGUCCAUUUUGGGGAAGGUUCACCUGGCCAUGGUGCGAUACCACGAGGGAGGGCGAUUCUGUGAGAAAGAUCAGAAAUGGGACCAGGAAUCGGCCAUCUUUCAUCUCGAGCACGCUGCAGAUCUGGGGGAACUGGAGGCCAUCGUGGGCCUUGGGCUCAUGUACUCCCAGCUGCCACACCACAUCCUCCCUGACAUCUCCGUGGAGGAAACUGAUGAGAACAAGAUAAAGGGGUUUGAUUACCUACUAACGGCAGCAGAAGCCGGAGACAGGCACUCCAUGAUUCUUGUGGCGCGAGCCUACGAUACAGGCCUGAACCUGGUCUCUGACAGAGAGCGGGACUGGAAGGAGGCUCUUCACUGGUACAACUCGGCCCUGCACAUGAUGGAUUAUGAUGAAGGGGGCGAGUACGAUGGGGUGCACGAUGAGCCCCGAUACCUGCUUCUGGCAAGAGAGGCUGCGAUGCUGAUGAGUGGAGGAUUCCACCUGGAGAAGGACCCACAGAGAUCAGGUGAUCUGUACACAGAGGCAGCAGCAGCAGCAAUGGAAUCCAUGAAAGGUCGGUUGGCAAAUGAAUACUACCAGAAAGCUGAGGAGGCGUGGGCAAUGAUGGAAGAAUGAAACCUUUAAGAAGCCAUGACAGUUCUUGUGUGUAUAUCGAAAACAAAGUUUGUGAGGAGAAGAGACUUGGAGUUGCAACCUCUCCCCCCAGUAUUUUUAGCAUGUUGAAAGCUGUUUUUUGUAUUUCAUAUUUUGUUUUAAAAUUUUUAAUUUACUGCCAGAGAAAGAACACAGCCCUAUCCAGGCAGUGUUAUUUGGAGGAGGUUGGUAUGGCAGCAAAAUGGACUUUACCUAUUUUUCCAGUUACAUUAGCAAUUAACUUGGACUCUUUUGUAUUUUCUAGUUAGACUGGAGGGGCUGCCAUCCCCUUUAAGGGGGCUUGGCUGCCGGCAAUGAGUUACACUCUGUUUUUCCGAGUAGAAAAAUCAGUACUUGGGCCCCAGGCUUCCGUGCUUCCACUAAAGAAGGCUUUUACCCGGAGUCCCCAGGGUUCUCCUCCUGGGGAGGGAAUCUCAGGUGAACCAACAGAAGGAGAUGCCCAUCUGUUGGAAUGACCUAAAAUAACAAGUCGUCUACCAGCGGAAACUAUUUUUCCUCUCUUUUUUCCCCAGUGGACAGGGACCAAUGGACUCUUUCCCCAUCCACCUACCCACCCAUCAAGUGACCUGGUAGUACUGAAGGAUGGGUGAGCCAGGCUACAGGACCUCAAGCUGAUUAUUUCCUCUGAUCAGUUGAGUUGAAUCUAAGUGAUUCUUUUGCUUUUAGUGCAAUUUAACUGUUCCAUGGAGGAAAAGAAAAGACUAUUUUUAACCAUGCUUCCUGAGGUUUGUUAAACUUAUAUGCACAUAUUUACUACCUCUUGGACUUAAAUUUACCUAGUGUGGAGUGGGUUUAGUUACAGACUGGGCUCUAGGCAUCUCCCCGUCUAGGGCAUCUUCCCUUCUUUCCUGGAUGUCAGUAGUGCAAGGGCUUUCUAGCGGAGGCACACCCGUCUGUAGCCUCUGGAGCAACUAAACCAAGAAGCUCAGACUCCAGCUGUGUUGCUGUACGCUGGGAUUUCACUAGUAGAAUAACUCUAGAGCCUGGAAUCUAAAGCCAGUGGUUUAGCUGCUCUAAACGGGGAGAGAAUGACUUGUUGGUAAUCAGAGGUCACCUUCAACUUCCCUCUCUAGGCUCCCCAAAUGGGCCUCUCUAUUCAGCUGGGGCAAUUGAACUCUUGUACUUCCAGCCCUGGCCACUCAGACCCACGAGAGAGACUGUUGUUAGGUAUUUUAGUUUUUCAUCAUACUGGAGAUUUUCUUGCAUCUUAGAUUAAAAAAUGAAAAAAACCAUAUAAUUUGUUCAUUGUGUUUUAUUUUUCUUGUUAAUUUACAUGAAAAUAUGGCAUUAACCCAUUGAAAUCAUAUUGUCAUUUACUUCCUGUUAACUUUCAGCUUUUGUUCGUGAUAAUUUUCAGUUAAAAGCCGUAAGAGAAGUCCAUUAAAAAGUACCUCCAAGACUGUUGAAUUUUUAUUAAAACUCAGAGUAUGAGUGUAUGUGCCCUAGGCAUUUGUAUGAUUCUUGAUUCUUCCCAUCUUCAGAAAAAUGUUCUUUUCCACCCUUUGUCUGCUGAGAGUACUUGCCCCUGUGUUCUUGCUCGCUCCUGUCUGUAAAGAGCACCUCUGAAGCCUGGAGGACUCACACUUGUAUUCUUGUUCUCCGCUAUCUCUCUGUAAAGGAGCACCUUUGUUGCUGAGAGCACUGAAACCUGUGCUCCUGCUCACUCCCAUUUCUGAAAAGGAACAAGGAGAUGACCUCCGUUAAAGCAGUCAGCAAUUGAGUCCUCUAUUUUGACUCAAAUUGAAUCCUCUUCUUUACUCAUUGGAACAUAGGCAAGUCCAGAAUUAACCUUCACUCACCUUUCCAAAAGGUGAGAUUGAUCACCAGAUAUCGUAGGAGACAGCAUCCUUCAGGAGCGGAGACUACAAUGAGACACUUCCUCCCUUUUUGAUGUAGUAAGUAAAUUUCUCUGACAUGAAAAAAUAGUGACUCCUUAUACUCCAUCUUACGGAUGAGGUAGAAUCAAAGUAGUUUUUCCUAAAGGGAACUCUCCUUCUCUAGAAGAUUUUGGAAACCACUUCAUCAGUGUACGGAGCAAAGUUCUUUUCUUGGGUGUGUUCAGUUGCCCUUAUGAAUAAAGAGCAGGUAAAAGGGAGCCACUUAGAUCCAGUAUCCUGUUGUGAUGAAACAAGCUUAGAAGAAAUAUCAGUCCAGCUUAGGUCUAAUAAGAUUUCUAAGUAGUAUGACUAGCAGCCUUAGGUGUUUGAUGUAAGUGUUUUUUUUUACAGUGCAGAAGAACUUACUCUGACUUCAAGUGACCGACAGGCUGAUCUUUUCUGUGCCUUCCGAGGUUGAGCUUGAUUGCAUUUUCAGAAAAUGUACUCAGGUUGAGCUUGUUAACUAGAAAGCAUGAAGUAUCAGGGCUCUCUCUCUCUGAAAGAGAGAGAGAGAGAGAGAGAGAGAGAGAGAUGAGCCAGACUAUAUUCUGGAGCAACCAAAACAGAAACAGGUGCAAGGCAUUGGAAAGGGAAUUGAAACCUAGUUGAUUGACAAAUCCAGCCUGGGAUUAGAGUGCAAUGACUGUAUUUUGGAGACUGUUCAAGUCACAAAACAAAACAAAAAAUAAAACAAAAGAUGAUCCUGGCCUUUGAAGUUCUCUCGAAUGGGUGAUGCACUGUGAAAUUAAUUUUAAAAAUCACCUCUAAAAAAGCCAAGAACUGCCCUUGGUUAACAUUUUAUUACCAAAUUCUGAAUUUUUAGUGUCUCUCUGGCACAUGUAGCACAUGUGCUGGGAUAAUCUACAAAUGAAAAUAUUUUGCGUUUUUUUUAUGAUCACUGAUGUUUACAGAUUUGCUCAGGUCGUUGUAUGUGAUGAAGAGCUUUGGCAGUUGUGGUUUUUAGUUGUUCCAAGUGGACAGUUGACAUAGCUAAAUUAACCUGGAGUUUGCAUGUGAGAAGAGGACUCGCAUUAACUAUUCUCUUAUUCCCAUUAUUUAAUGCAGCGUUCUUCCAGGUUCAUUUCAUCUUUCCAAAUAAAAUUGUUCCUGUCGUUUGGUUUCUGA